This is a messenger RNA of Sebastes umbrosus (honeycomb rockfish), 2204 nucleotides long. RefSeq names its product solute carrier family 40 member 1 (gene slc40a1). The transcript is spliced from 3 exons. Gene Ontology annotation, biological process: iron ion transmembrane transport. The record is from RefSeq and is a predicted model, not a curated record. The coding region runs from base 296 to 1498 and encodes 400 amino acids. Gene Ontology annotation, cellular component: basolateral plasma membrane. Gene Ontology annotation, molecular function: iron ion transmembrane transporter activity; peptide hormone binding. NCBI's taxonomy places the organism in Eukaryota, Metazoa, Chordata, Actinopteri, Perciformes, Sebastidae.
ACAGCUGUUAAAUAAUAAUAAUAAUAAUAAUAAUAAUAACAACUAUAUAUAUUUUUUAUCACACUAGUAUCGGAUCUGUACUCGAUAUUGGCCGAUACCGCAUGUUCAGGUAUCGGAAUCGGUAUCAGGAAGGAAAAAAUGGUAUCGGAACAUCUCUACAGUUUAGUAAAACCUGCCAUCAUAUGAAUGUAAAACUGACCAAAAUAUGAGAACUUUAAUAGGCCAGUAAUUUCCUUUGACAUCCGUCAGUAUAAGAAACUGUUGAUAUUGACUUCCACUCUUGUAUUAAACAGACAUGAAUGCCACAGUGCGGAUUAUCGACCAGCUGACCAACAUCCUGGCUCCCAUGCUGGUGGGCCAGAUAAUGGCGUUUGGCUCCAAUUUCAUUGGCUGCGGCUUCAUCUCUGGCUGGAACCUGUGCUCCAUGUGUCUGGAGUACGCGCUGCUGUGGAAGGUCUACCAGAAGACGCCGGCGUUGGCCUCGAAAGGCGGCCAGAAGGAGCAGCAACAGGAGCUCAAACAGCUCAGCGCCCCGAAAGACUUGGAGAACGGCCAGAGUCCUGAGGAGUCGUCUCAGCCGCUGAUGAAUGAAACCUCAGCCGUGGCCAAGCCCGACGCUCCCAAGCAGCACGGCUGCUGCUACCAGGUGACCGAACCCCUGCGCACCUUGAAGGCCGGCUGGGUGGCCUACUACAACCAGAACAUUUUCUUGGCCGGCAUGUCCUUGUCUUUCCUGUACAUGACGGUGCUGGGCUUCGACUGCAUCACCACGGGCUACGCCUACACGCAGGGCCUCAACGGCUCGGUGCUCAGCCUGCUGAUGGGGGCCUCGGCCGUGGCGGGUAUCUGCGGCACCGUUGCCUUCACUUGGAUCCGCAAGAAGUGCGGCCUGAUCCGCACGGGCUUCAUUUCAGGCGUGGCCCAGCUGUCCUGCCUACUGCUGUGUAUUUUCGCUGUCUUUGCUCCCGGGAGCCCCUUCGACCUCAGCGUCUCGCCCUUCCAGGACCUUUACACCCACCUGAUCGGAGAGAAGGCGCUGCCCGAGGCCGACCACAUCCUCACCAGCAUUCUUACCGGUGGAAACGCUACCACUACUGCUGCGCCAACUGAAGAGCUGCCACCUCUACAGUCCUACAUGUCUGUUAUUCUGCUGUUUUCUGGCGUCAUUGCUGCUAGAGUUGGCCUGUGGUCUUUUGACCUGACAGUGACUCAGCUCAUCCAGGAGAAUGUGAUCGAGUCGGAGCGAGGUGUGAUCAACGGCGUCCAGAACUCCAUGAAUUACCUCUUAGACCUGCUGCACUUCAUCAUGGUGAUUCUGGCUCCGAACCCGGAGGCCUUCGGCCUGCUGGUCAUCAUCUCUGUGUCCUUCGUGGCCAUGGGUCACAUCAUGUACUUUGGAUUUGCCUUCAAGAGCCUGGGCAGCCGCCUCUUCCUCUGCUGCUCGCCGGAGCAGAAGGCGGAGCCGGUGGACAGCCUCUCACUUCCUACCACCGUCUAACCCCACUAAAGACACUCUGUCCUGGGUACAUACUUCUCAAGCCUUACCCGACCCCCUGCAUCUUAUCAUACUAACAGCUUUGCUUGUAGCCGGCAGAAUGCGAAUGCUAACAGAAACCAGAGAAAAGGUAACUUAACACGCUAUGCAUACUGUAGCCAUGAAUACAGCACUAAUCAUGAGUAGGAGGCGAGUAGAAAGCUAACCCAUCAGUACAACUUUAGAUAAGGCAGGGCUCCUCUCACUAUUUCAGUGUGGGAGUCAGGUGAGAGCCGCUCACCUGUGGGUCCAUGCUCUUCGAUACAUACAUGCACUGUCAACCACUUCUAGGCUUGUGACCCCAACGUGGGUCCUGUUAAAGAAAUCAGGGGAUAACACUGUAAAAAUCUCCUCCUUCUCCUAACAGCCUGGACCUAGCUGUCAAGAAUUGUAAAAGGUGCUCCAGCUAACUAAAGGGCAGAACGACGGAGAAAUCUCGCAGGGAAGCGGGCACUGAGGCUCGGAUUAAGGGGGACGACUCUUGUCUGAGAAAAGAGAGAACGUCCCCCGUCUUCUGACACUCGCCUCUUGGUGCUGUAGCUGUGUCUGCUAGCAGUUCUCUAAUAGCUUAGCCUACAUAUACAUGUAUGAUGAGCAGGUAAUGGAUGUCUUCCUCCAGAAGGUUUUUUUAUUUAACCAAACACAAAACUGGGAUGUAGUCUCUCUUAAC